AUUCGCAACACAUUUUACUCAGACUCGACAUCCGACCACUCUGUUGAGUUCCGAGACUAUUCCCAAAUCACCCCGUCCAAUAUAUCCGCCCCACGAACUGCAUCCUGGGAGGAAAAAUGCAGAACAUUACAGCAACCACUCCUACCUAACAUACCAACCACCAGCGAAGUUCCAUCUUUCGACAAGGCUUGGAGCGGUUUCAUGGAUAAUUGGACCAGUUUGGGCGAUGGCGCAUACCCGCCUAUCUUCAGUUGGCCAGAUACCCAGCUUGAUAGGCUAAUGCCACAGGAAGGUCUGAUCGACCAGAGAACGGUGUUGGGCGUUACAUCGGGUCCGGCAUCGGCUAUGACCCUUAACCCGGCUCUGCCACAGAUCAUUGACACUUCGUUGGAUUUCGGUGACUCCAAAGCGGGCAUAGCUGUUCCCGGUACUAUCUGUGAUGAUUACACAACUGUGAGUGCGUGCGCGUCGCGUAUACGACAGGAGAGCUCCAGCGGCACCGUUGCGACGGGUGUCGGAGCGACUAUGGGCCUUGAACGAUCCAGCCUCCCACUACUUACGGACACUAGCGCAGUCCAACUGACACAGGGCAACCUUGAGAGCCUACCUACACUCCAGGUUGGAUCAGCUAGUACCGGACUGUCCAGAAAUACGUUCGUACUCCCCGAGGCACUUACGGUCUCCAGUCCGAGUGUGGCCCCCGUAGCAACCACUUGUCCCAGCACGACCCCCUCACAGGUGCUCGAUGACGACAGCCCCGACCAUGCACGUGUGGAUGCAGCGCAGGCCUGUACUACGAGCAACCCAGCGAAUCGGCGCAGUACAAACGAGGAGAAUAUGAAGUAUAGGGACCCCGCUUUCAUCACUCGCUGUCUGUCUGGCGGAAGCCCAAGGUCAAGCCCGCCUCCCAUGCAGUAUGCAUGCUCUACAGAGAGCAGCGUUCAAUCGCCCAAAGCGAGCCGUAGAACUAAUACAUAUACAACCCUGGCCAAUUUGUCAGACCCAGUACCUGAGCAGGUACAGUCACAGCUGCCACUGUCAUCUAAUAGUACUGAGAGUGGCGAAGUACGUGAAGUGAGUAGUCUUAGCCGAAGCCUUAGUCAGGUAAAGCAGAGUAUUGCAGACCAGACACAACUUCCUUCGCACAAGGGUACCAGAUAUGAGAGGGCUUUCACCCGUCGUGGGCAUACCGAUAGUUCCAACAUUGUAUCCUCGGCAGAGGGUGAAACGUCUACUAAAGCCGAUGUACCUGUCGUGGUCGGCAAUUGCGCUGAGGUAAAGCGUGAAUUCGAUGUGGUAAAUGAUAGCCAGAACGCAACCGAGCUUAAAUGCGACGCGUCAGUUCCCUCGGCCGAGGUUGACAUUGUGGCACAGACUGCUAUAGGUCCAUUCGUUGCAAAUGAAAGUCGAUCUGUCGCUGCAGCCACUGCCACCACUGCCACCAAGAAGGUGGGCGCUGAGUUCCUUUUUGCCUUUGACUUCUUGAUUAUGAGGUUAUUCAUGAGCAUAUACAUAUAUGUAGAUUGA
Molecule: messenger RNA, 1527 nt
Organism: Sphaeroforma arctica JP610
Lineage: Eukaryota; Ichthyosporea; Ichthyophonida
Exons: 1
Source: RefSeq, a predicted model, not a curated record